AUGGGAGGCCAUAUUGACUGCUAUAUCGAUUGUGUAUCGCCCUACACUUACAUGGCACUUACACACCUCCGCAAAAACCGCGAGCUCCUCUUAUCUCAUGGUGUAACAAUUGAAUACCAUCCAAUUUUCCUCGGUGGCGUGAACGUCGGCUCAGGCAACAAGCCCCCAUGGACUCUUCCUGCCAAAGCCAAGUAUGGGAAAUUCGAUUUAACCCGAUCAAAGAAUCACCACGGUCUACUGAAGAUAGAAGCCCCACCUUUCUUUCCUCCCUUAUCCCUCCUUCCCCAACGAUCAUUAUGCUACGUUAAAGCUACCUUUCCACCUGAGGUGUAUGAGGAGACGUAUGUCCACCUUUUCGAAAAGCUCUGGACGGCGCCAAACCAAGUCGACAUUACCCAGCCGGACAAUUUCCUAGCCGUCCUUGAAGGAUUCGGGAAAUUCUCCAAGAAAGAGGCCGAGGAUAUUCUCAAGGCUGCUGGAGAGAAGGAGUGGAAAGAUAAGUUGUUGGAAAAUACCCAGAAAGCCCUUGAUCUGGGGGCUUUUGGUGCGCCUUGGUUGUGGGUGCGCAAUAGUGACGGAAAAGAAGAACCUUUCUUUGGUAGUGAUAGGUUUCAUUUUAUAUGGGAAUUCCUGGGGUUGCCUUGGCAGGAUAUCCAGAUCCUUCCUCCAAAGCAAGGAGACAAGGCCAAGCUGUAA
Venustampulla echinocandica is the source of this 696-nucleotide messenger RNA. Its product is annotated as putative Glutathione S-transferase kappa 1. Gene Ontology annotation, molecular function: glutathione peroxidase activity; glutathione transferase activity. The record is from RefSeq and is a predicted model, not a curated record. Gene Ontology annotation, biological process: glutathione metabolic process. Lineage: Eukaryota; Fungi; Ascomycota; Leotiomycetes; Helotiales; Pleuroascaceae. Gene Ontology annotation, cellular component: peroxisome; mitochondrion. The transcript has 6 exons. The coding region runs from base 1 to 696 and encodes 231 amino acids.